AUGAACAUAGCUCUGCUCGGCAAUAAAAGAGCUGGAAAGACCUCUAUCCUUAAAGUAGUUUUCCAAAAGAUUUCUCCUAACGAAACCUUAUUCACAGAAAGUACUUCUAGGAUAGAAGAAAUCAACGUUUACAACAAUCCUUACACAAAGUUCACGAUAAUUGAUUUUCCAGGGACUUUUCAGAUUUCUCAAAUGAACGCAAAUGAGCGAAAAUACCUUCAAAACUGUUCACUAGUUAUAUAUGUCCUAGAUGCCCAGGAUAAGCCAUAUGAGCGCUCUUUAGAUGCGUUUGUUUCAAUUCUGAGAGAAGUCCAUGGGAUGAAUUCUCAAUGUUUUUUUGAAAUGUUUAUUCAUAAAAUUGAUGGGGAUAUGUUUAUGAAUGAUGAUGUAAAGCUAGAAGUUCUGAAUGAGGUUUCUGAUUCGGUUAGACUUAAAAUUAGUGAUAGAGAAAUCCCUGAGCCAAGCUAUAGUUUAACUAGUAUUUAUGAUCUCACUCCCCCCCUUUAAAUUGGAACUAAAAAUUUUGUUCCAAUUUAAAGGGGGGGUUAAGAAAAUUUUUUUAAAAAAAAAUCAUUAUAAAAAAAUUUUUUAUAAAAAAAAAAUUUAUAUAAAAUUUAAAAAAAAAAAAAUUUCAAAAAUUUAUCGAAUUAGAUUAAUAAAUUUGUUUAAUAAAAUGCUAUUUACUCUUUAUCCUUAAAAACAAAGCAAGAUAUAACUAAAAUUUAUUAUUAAUUAAUACGCCACUAUUAAUUGGCAUCAAAACUAUUUACACAAAAAUUAUUAUUUUUAUUGAUAAAAAAAAUUAAAAAAAAAAAAAUUUAGAAAAUUUAUUAAUCAAAGUGCUAAUUUUGUUUAAAAUUUUGUUUAAAUAAGAUGUUAUUUAUACUCUAUUCUUUAAAAUAAAGCAAGAGAUAAGUAAAUUUGAAUUUUUGUAAAGAAUUCGUAUUGAACUUAUAUCAAAGCUAUUUAAAUAAAAAAUAUCAUUUUUAUCAAAAAAAAUAAAAUUUUUUUUCGAAAAUAUUUUAAAAAAAAAAAUUAAAUUUUUUUAAAAAAUUUACAAUUAAGGAUAAUAAAUUUAUUUAAAUAAAAUGCUCUUUAUACUCUAUUCUAUAAACAAGAGCAGGAUAAAACUAAAUUUUUAAUUUUAGUUAAGAAUAAACAUUUAAAUUUAUAUCAAAACUUUUUACAUAAAAAUUAUGAUUUAUAUAUAUAACAUUUUUUAUUAUAAAAUUAAAUUUUGUUCCAAUUUAAAGGGGGGUUAAUUUACCAAAAAAGUGGAAAUUUUACCUAUAUUUUGUUCCAAUUUAAAGGGGGGGAAGUCAGUAUUUAUGAAGCUUUAAGUAAAGUUGUUCAGAAAAUUACCCCACAGGUAGGCUACUUGCAAAAUAUGCUUGAUGUCCUAAUGAACCACUGCAGAAUUGACAAAGUUUAUGUCUUUGAUGUAAUCACCAAGCUUUAUAUUGCGACUGACUCAACACCAGUAGAUUUAAUUUCUUAUGAGCUUUGUUCCGAUAUGAUUGACGUCGUUAUUGAUGUUUCCUGUAUUUAUGGGUAAUUUUUAUAUAGGCUAGUAGAAUCAGAAAACAUUAACAGCGUUUUUGACAAAAAAUCAACUGCGAUUAUUAAAUUAGAUAGUGGACUUACGCUGUAUUUGAGAGAAAUUGAACAUAUGCUGGCACUUGUGUGUUUAGUAAAAGCUGAUAAUUUCGAUAGGCAGCAUUUAAUCGACUAUAAUAUUGAAUGCUUUAGGGAAGGGGCAAGAAAAAUAUUUGAGGCGAGGGAAAAGUGGAUAAAAGAUGAGGAAGAGAGUAAGAGUUUUAAUUAA
Molecule: messenger RNA, 1825 nt
Organism: Blepharisma stoltei
Lineage: Eukaryota; Ciliophora; Heterotrichea; Heterotrichida; Blepharismidae
Source: the annotation of a GenBank genome assembly